This is a messenger RNA of Notolabrus celidotus (New Zealand spotty), 963 nucleotides long. Its product is annotated as olfactory receptor 52D1-like. Gene Ontology annotation, cellular component: membrane. NCBI's taxonomy places the organism in Eukaryota, Metazoa, Chordata, Actinopteri, Labriformes, Labridae. Gene Ontology annotation, molecular function: olfactory receptor activity; G protein-coupled receptor activity. Bases 1 to 963 code for a protein of 320 amino acids. The transcript has a single exon. Gene Ontology annotation, biological process: G protein-coupled receptor signaling pathway. The record is from RefSeq and is a predicted model, not a curated record.
AUGGACAACACAACAGUGCUGACAUUCACAAUGACAGCAUAUGCUGUGAUGGAAAACCACAAACAUGGACUGUUUACUGUAUUCCUCCUGCUGUAUCUCAUCACCAUUACUUUGAAUUCACUGCUCGUUGUUGUCAUACGCCAAAACAAAGAGCUGCAUCAACCUAUGAAUGUGUUCACAUGUGUGUUAUCCAUCAAUGAAAUAUACGGCACCACUGCGUUAUUACCUGCGGUCAUGGCUGUGCUGCUGUCUGACAAACAUGAAACCAGUGUGCAGUGGUGUCUGGCUCAGGUCUACUUCCUACACACAUAUGCUUCUGCUGAGUUCUUUAUAUUAGCUGUUAUGGGAUAUGACAGAUAUGUUGCCAUCUGUUAUCCACUGCAUUACCACAGCAUCAUGUCUCAUUCAAAGAUAGGAAAGCUUGUUGCAUUAGCAAGUCUUUACCCCCUCAUUUUGUUUGCGUGUUAUUACGCUCUGACCUUACAGCUCAGCUUCUGUGGAAAACUAGUGCCAAAAUUAUACUGUGUGAACUUCGAAGUGGUCAAAAACGCGUGUUCAGAUCCAUCAUACAUAAGUAUAGUUGGGCUUGUGCUUAUUCUGGCUUUUGUUGUGCCUCAGGUUGGGAUGAUUUUUUUCUCCUAUGUACAAAUUGCAAGAGUGUGUCGAAGAUUAUUGAGACAAUCUCAAGGCAGUGCUCUUAAAACAUGUAUCCCUCAUUUAUUUUCUUUGAUGAACUACACCAUUGGCUCCAUGUUUGAAGUCAUCCAAACUAGAUUUAACAUGAGACAUGUAGCUGUUGAGGUACGGAUCUUCCUCUCUUUAUAUUUUGUCAUCAUCCCAUCAGUUUUCAACCCAGUGCUGUACGGACUGGGGACUCACUUGGUGAGGGUUCAUAUACUGAAACUGUUAUUUAGACAUAAGAUCCUGUCUAAAAAGCUAAAUAAGACACUGGUUGCAGGUUAA